AUGGCGGAACUCGGGGACCUCGGCAGUCCUGUAGGCAGACGUGUGAGAACUUUAACUGCCCAUGCAUUAGAAGCGUAUGAAGAUAAAGUCAUGCAACAUUCCAUAUUGUGUGCUGAAAUAAACAGAGAGAUUGAUAGAAUAAUUAACGAGGACUCUGAUCUUCAAGUAGCUAAACAACAACUAGAAGACCUAUUAAAGCAGUAUGUUGCUCGUUCAGACCAAUUCCUAGAAUUCCUUAAUAGGGAAAGAUGUCAACAAACAGUAGUUGCUGAAACAGAACUACAGGUAGUGGAGGAGGCCAUGAACAACAACUCUAUUGGGAGCUCUCAUGGGAGUGUUGUGUCGGAAAGAGUAAAAUCCUUUGUUGAGGAACAGAAUAACAUUCCCUUGGAGAAGACACAAACCACCUCGGAGAUACUUACUGUGAAGAAAAAUGCCAGGUUCAGUGGAGUCUUGUCUGACUACGAUUCCUCACUAGGAAUUAAGCAGAUAGUUGCCAAACUACCUCCAAGACUCCAAGUCAAGUGGACGGACAGAGCGGCAAGUUAUAAAAGGUCUAACGACAAUGCUCACCCUCCAUUUGAGUCCUUCAUCACCUUUCUCGGGGAGAUGACAUCGGUGAUGAAUGAUCCUAGUCUUAUGCUCUAUAGUGAGAGCCAACAGCAAAACACUCCUCGACAAAUGAACAGCCAAGGUCGCGGUUGUUCUGAUGUGAAGGUCAAGAAGACUGAAGUAAAGGCUGAAGUUGGCAAGUAUAGCAGGAAUAGCUCAGACAUCGCUGUGCAGUGUUUUAUUCACAAUUCUCACCAGCACUCCCUUAAUCAAUGUCAUAGGUUCAGGGGUAAGUCUCUCGCAGAGCGUAAAAGACUCUUAAGAGAGAACCAUGUUUGUUAUAGGUGUUGUGAUUCUAAGUCCCAUAUCAGGAAGGAUUGCAAGGUAGCUCUUCGAUGUGACAUAUGUCAAAGCGACAAUGUUUCGUCAGCUCUCCACCCAUUGGAACACAACAUCGAGGUCAGUAAGAGUGAGACCAAGUCUGUCCAUGGCGAGGAGAAGAGCGGUUCGGCUUGCCAGAAGAAGACUUGUGCAGAGGGACUUAACAUUUCAAAUUUAUGCACCGAAAUCUGUGGUAAGGGUUUUAGCGGUCGUUCUUGUGCAAGGACGCUACUAGUAAAGAUUCACCCGGUAAAUGAGCCACACAAGUCGAAGGAGGUCUACGCCAUACUCGACGACCAAAGCAACAGAAGUCUGGGUCGGUCGGAGAUCUUUAGCUAUUGGAGCAUGCAAGAGCAUAGCAUGGAACCGUUUACAUUAGUUUCUUGUGCAGGAAGACAAUUUAUGUCAGGUCGUCGCCUUCAGAACCUCGCCAUAACAUCUAUGGAUGGAAAACAUACCAUGGAGCUACCUACAAUUAUAGAAUGUGACUACAUCCCAGGCAGCAGAGAGGAAAUCCCACCGCCGGAAGUGACGACGAGAUAUCCUCAUUUCAGGGAUGUCCACCUGCCAAACAUACGUGACGAUAUCGAGAUUCAAUUACUUAUUGGUAGAGAUCUUCCGGAGGCGUUCCGCGUCACCGAACAACGCAUCGGAAGCAGUGGAGAUCCAUUUGCCCAAAUAUUGAAGUUAGGAUGGGUUAUUAUCGGUGAAACGUGUCUUGGCAGGAUCCACAAACCUGAUCAGGUUGAUGUAAUGAAGACCAACAUCCUCAGAGGUGGAAGAACGACCUUCUUUGAGGAAUGCGAGAACAACAUUCAGGUGAAGGAAUCAACAUAUCUGUGCCAAAAUGUAUUCCUGCGCACCCAGGAUGAUGAGAAAUUAGGACACUCGAUUGAAGACACUUCCUUCCUGGAGACUAUGAAAAACGAAUUUUCGAGAAACCCAGAUGGGUCCUGGUCAGCUCCUCUUCCCUUCCGAUAUCCUAGACCCCGUCUCCCCAACAAUCAACCUCUGGCCUUGAAUAGAGCUCGCAUGCUCGAUGCUAGUCUGAAGAAGAACGAGAUGAAAAGGAAACACAUGGUAGAUUUCAUGAAGAACAUCACGGACAGAUGCCAUGCCGAGGAAGCUCCUCCUAUAACUGAUGACAGAGAGCGAUGGUACCUUCCGUUAUUCGGAGUUUAUCAUCCCAAGAAGCCGGGGAAGAUACGUGGCGUGUUCGAUUCCUCGGCAACCUUUCAAGACAUGUCUUUGAACCAAAUUCUAAUGAAGGGCCCGGACUUGACAAACAACCUUCUUGGCGUUCUGCUGCGGUUCAGAAAAGGUAGGGUAGCAGUAACAGCAGACAUCCAGCAGAUGUUCUAUUGUUUCUCAGUCCGACCUGACCACCGAGAUUUUCUCAGGUUUUACUGGUAUGAAGAGAAGACUCAUCUCGCCCACUUAGGGAAUAUCGGAUGA
Molecule: messenger RNA, 2388 nt
Organism: Pecten maximus
Lineage: Eukaryota; Metazoa; Mollusca; Bivalvia; Pectinida; Pectinidae
Exons: 3
Coding region: 1-2388 (795 amino acids)
Source: RefSeq, a predicted model, not a curated record